Sycon ciliatum is the source of this 3097-nucleotide messenger RNA. RefSeq names its product acyl-CoA dehydrogenase family member 10-like. Lineage: Eukaryota; Metazoa; Porifera; Calcarea; Leucosolenida; Sycettidae. Bases 557 to 2527 code for a protein of 656 amino acids. The record is from RefSeq and is a predicted model, not a curated record. The transcript is spliced from 13 exons.
AUUGACGAGAAAUCAUCGACCCUCUUGUCUGUGUCAGUCUUGACUCUAUAAAUUUUGCUCGGUCUAUCUCACUGAAAAUGUCACGUCCCUAGUGGUGCAGUUCGUUUGAAGUUCUCACCCGGUCAAGCCCUCUGCCUUCAAGUAUUUGCAACACAUACAAAACGUAUAGAGUGCUAGGCCGGAGCUCAUUGUGGCUAAAAGAUUUCAUUUCAUUUUUUACAUGCCAGAUCCAGAUUCAGCUCAGGCGAAUAGUGAAAGAUCGGUCAUUUAGAGACCGGCUUGCACACGGCAUGAUCCAGUUAGUUUAGCUGGUGGCAAAGGACGUCUGCAGUCGAUCCUGUUGUACUGGGCUGUCUGUGAGAGGAUGGUGUUUAGGGCGUGCAGCCUGCUAUUGUCUGUGGUGGAGACGUAAUGUACCUGAGAGCAUGCAUUUCAUGGAGUGAAAACUGCAUGUAGCUGUGCUCUCUGUGGAUAAGAUCAGACCAGUAGUGCUGUUGCUGCUGUUGUCAAGGCAACUGUAGAAGCUAUCGUACGUGUGUGCAUACGUACAGCAAACAUGACGUCAGCAAUGAUGUCAUGCGUACGGGCCGGCGUGGCGUUCGGCCGCAGUGACGUCAUGCACCGGACCUGGCAACGGUUGCCGAGGACCCUGGUCGUGCAGCAGCGGCAGCAGUGGCGUUACUAUGCCAUUGGCGAUCUGGUGGUGCCGGAUGUUCGCCGUGAUGUGCGUGCCGUGAUCUUCGUAGCCCAGAACGUGUUGAUUCGCCUGGACCGGAACACUGUACGUCAGGUGGAGGGACAGCAGAACGUACCGCGCGGUGCCACGGUGCGCGCUAUGAUUGCCGACGGCGAUAAUACGGCGAGCUCGCGCUGGAAGCGCGGCGAGCUCCACGGCGAGGACCCGGCGUUUCUGAAGCAGUUACGUGCCGAUAUGCGCCGCCACGGUCCCGUAUACAAAGAGUUUGACGUUCGGGCAAUCAUGAAGGCCAACAUUCAAAGCUGGAUUUCGCAGAUGCCCGACCCGGUUGUAGACUCGCUCGUCUGCAUGAGGGCGGAGGGCAUUCGCCUGGCGUUGAUCACUGACAUGGGCUAUCUCAAUGCAAACAAAGAUACGCACAUGCCACAACCUAGCUCGCUGUUUGAUGUUAUAAUUGAGCCAUGCCGUAUUGGCAAGCGGAAAGGAGAUGCGGAUGUGUAUGAGAUGGCCAUUGAUCAACUCAAAGUACCAGCCGAGCACUGCCUCUACUUUGAUCCCUACAUGGUGCAUAAUGCGGUUGCUAAGUCACUGGGACUAUUACCUAUCCCGGUGUCAAGGUGUAAUUUCUUCGAUGUCUUUGAGCCAGUGGCUGGGUUCAAGGUGCAGGGCUAUGUAGCCGGCACAGUGGCCGUGCGGGACACGGACAGCAUGGGCAGCAAAGCUCUUCUUCAAGCCGCCAAUCAAUUCCUGCAGCUGCCGUCUACAGAGAAAGUGAUACCACGUAGGUUUUUGGACAGGCAACAAUGGCUACAAGCGGCGUCUUCGAAGGGUGAAGUUGACGUAACGUCGUUUCAUUUACGUUCAGGACAGCUGGAGUUUUUGCUCAGGUGCCAGACGGAAUCGGACCCAUCUCCAUCAUCAGUUGUUCUGCAAGAAGCCAGGCUGCUACAGUUGCUGCACCGAAGUGGAGUUUCCGUACCGGAGGUUGUGCACAUAUCAGAUGAUAGCAGUUUGCUUGGUGGUCCGUACUAUCUAUGCAAGUAUGUCAGCGCGGAGUCAUCCAGCAGUGUCGCUGCCACGUCUCUCUCUGCCAAUAGGACAAAGGAUCUCUACCAAUCCAUGUGCCAGUCUCUAGUGAAUCUACACAGCAUAAAGCUAGAUGGCGGUGUUGCGUCUUUGGAGUUUGUUCCCAAGCAAGAAGACCUGUCCAGCCAGAUCAAGGAGCUGACACGCGAGUUUGCGAGCUGCAAGACACAUGACAUUGCGUCUAUGGAUUACCUGGUGGAGUGGCUUGCAAAGAACAUUCCCAGCCAUGCUGCCGACGUCUCACCCACUCUUGUUCACACUGAUUACAGAUUGGAUAACCUUGUUGUCAUGGACACCGGAGAGUCGGUUUCCGCGGUGAUAGCCAGCCUGAAGCACAUAGCUGUGGGAAAUCCCCUUGCCAACCUGGCGGAUAACUGUGUAGCGUAUCACGUUGAUGACGGUCUGCCAUGCUUCCAAGGUUUAGUGGGUGUGGACCUGGAUGCGAGGGGAAUCCCGUCGGAAGACGACUACAUUGCAUCGUAUUGUGAGCAGCGUGGUCUAGAGCACUCGUCGGGACAGCAGCAGCAGCAGCAGCAGCAGCAACGGCGACAACUGCCCGACUGGACGUUCUACAUGGCGCUGGCGCUGUUUAAGCAGGCCGUGCACGCGCAGAGAACCUUCCACUCGGCUCUGAAUGGUACCUUUGAGAAUAGUGAUGCUUUCUCGCUGGGUCCGGUUGUGGAAUGCCUGGCGGACGCUGGCAUGGAGCUAACCUUACCCGUACUGGACGAUGGCUUUGUGUGAUCGGGCAUGCUUCCUGGACAGACGCGGCGCAACCGGUCCGCCUGGUCAGGCCGUGACCGGGCCAACUCUUUGGCCACCAGCGGGUGUUUUCUGCUGAAGAAGCGAUGUGUGCCCGCGGCCCUAUCAUACACAAAGGAUGAAUGGUGAUGGUAUGGUUGGGCUGAUCAACAACUGCUUCCGCCAGUCAUGUUCCACUGUGCUUGAAACUCAUCACUUACCUACAAGCUGACUGUCAUCAUCACCGGACGGCGAGGCACUUGCGCCGGACCUGUAGGGGACUCCCCCUCUGCCUGGUGUGUUGCGAAGACUUUUUGAACAGAGUACGUUCUUCUCUGCUCAAACCCUCAGUGCUUCUCAUGAUGUUCAGGGUCAGCACUGUGUGUUGGAGUGUCGACACACCAAAUAACCAUAGUUUGAUUUGUAGCAACUCUCCUUUGUCUGUCUCCUGUUCUCUUUUCGUUCCCCAUUGCUUUUGCCCGUCGUCUUUUACUCUUUUUUGUUGACGUCUGAACUUCGUCAGCUGUCUUAUUUUCUAUUUGAUCGUAAUUAUAAUCACUGUUGAGAGCUUCU